GUAUCACAUAAAAUGUAGUUAUUAUACCGCUAUACUUAAAUAUUUAAACGUGUUCAAUACUUCGGAAACCCAAAUGUCACUGUUAGCUAAUCGGACAUUUCCGUCGUUUUAACCGGAUAUUUACGAAGUCGCCAUUUAUGUAAACUACAGUGACGCCGUUCUGGUCCAGGAGGCCACAUAGCGACAAGCGUCAUGCAGCGUUUGCCGGUCGUUAGCCGAACCCUGGCUGGGGUAGCCCAGUCCAAGAGCUGCUUGCCAGUCACCAAUAAUGCAGUUCGCACAGCUGCCACGGCUGCCGCGGCUGCCAGUAACCUGGUGGAGGUGUUUGUUGAUGGGAAGCCUGUCAUGGUGGAGCCAGGAACUACAGUACUGCAGGCAUGUGAGAAGGUUGGGGUGCAGAUACCUCGCUUCUGUUACCACGAGCGUCUGUCUGUGGCUGGGAACUGCCGCAUGUGUCUGGUGGAGAUUGAGAGAGCACCAAAGCCGGUGGCUGCAUGUGCCAUGCCUGUGAUGAAAGGCUGGAACAUCCUGACCAAUUCUGAAAAAACAAGGAAAGCCAGGGAGGGUGUGAUGGAAUUCUUGCUGGCCAAUCACCCUCUGGACUGCCCAAUCUGUGACCAGGGUGGAGAGUGCGAUCUGCAGGACCAAUCCAUGAUGUUCGGCAGCGACAGGAGCCGCUUCACUGAGGGGAAGAGAGCCGUGGAGGACAAGAACAUCGGCCCGCUCAUCAAGACCAUCAUGACACGCUGCAUCCAGUGUACCCGCUGCAUCCGCUUUGCCAGCGAGAUCGCGGGCGUGGAAGACCUAGGCACCACCGGCAGGGGCAACGACAUGCAGGUGGGCACCUACGUGGAGAAGAUGUUUAUGUCCGAGCUGUCGGGCAACGUCAUCGACAUCUGCCCCGUGGGAGCGCUGACCUCCAAGCCCUACGCCUUCACCUCCCGCCCCUGGGAGACCAGGAAGACGGAGUCCAUCGACGUGCUGGAUGCCGUGGGCAGCAACAUCGUGGUGAGCACCAGGGGCGGAGAGGUCAUGAGGGUUCUGCCACGCCUCAACGAGGAUGUGAACGAGGAGUGGAUCUCCGACAAGACCCGCUUUGCGUACGACGGCCUGAAACGGCAGCGUCUCACGCAGCCCAUGGUGAAAAACGCCUCCGGACAACUGGUGCCCACUUCCUGGGAAGACGUCCUGACACGAGUCGCUGGAGCGCUCCAGGGGGCACAGGGGGACGAUGUGGCGGCCAUUGCCGGGGGGCUGGUGGAUGCUGAGGCCCUGAUUGCCCUGAAGGAUCUGAUGAAUCGCCUGAACAGCGACAACCUGUGCACUGAGGAGGUCUUCCCCAUGUCCGGAGCUGGUACUGAUCUACGCUCCAACUACCUGCUGAACUCCCGCAUCACCGGCAUUGAAGAAGCUGACCUGGUCCUUCUGAUUGGCACCAACCCACGCUAUGAGGCGCCGCUCUUCAACGCUCGUAUCAGGAAGAGCUGGCUCCACAAUGAACUGCAGGUGGCACUGGUGGGCCACCAGGUGGACCUGAGCUACACCUACGACCAUCUUGGGGAAUCUGGGCAGGUGUUGCAGGAAAUUGCAACUGGGACACACCCCUUCUGUGAGGUGCUAGCCAAGGCGAAGCGCCCAGUGGUGGUCGUAGGAAGUGCGUGUCUGCAGCGAGAGGAUGGCCCUGCCAUACACGCCAUGGUGUCCACCAUCGCCCAGAAUGCCCGAGUCACCAGCGGCGUGGAGGACGGCUGGAAGGUUCUCAAUGUCCUUCACAGGGUGGCCAGCCAGGUGGCGGCGCUGGAUCUGGGCUACAAGGCUGGAGUGGAAACCAUCAGAAAGAACCCGCCCAAAGUGCUCUUCCUGCUGGGGGCGGAUGCUGGCUGCGUCUCCCGACAGGACCUGCAGAAGGACAGCCUGAUCAUCUAUCAAGGGCACCAUGGAGACCUGGGAGCGCCCACGGCCGAUAUCAUUCUCCCUGGGGCUGCAUACACAGAGAAGUGUGGCACCUACGUGAACACUGAGGGCCGCGCCCAGCAGACCAGGGUGGCGGUGACUGCCCCAGGCAUGGCCAGGGAGGACUGGAAGAUUUUAAGAGCCAUCUCGGAGCUGGCUGGUGUGAUGCUUCCCUAUGACACGGUGGAUGAGGUGCGUGACAGAUUGGCUGAGGUGGCGCCCAAUCUGGUGCGCUAUGAUGACGUCGAGGACGCCAACUACUUCAAGCAGGCCAACGAGCUGGGCAAGACUGUCGACCAAACACUCUUAGCAGACCCUCUGAUCCCUCCGCAGCUCACAGUGAAAGACUUCUACAUGACAGAUCCCAUCAGCAGAGCCUCCCAGACCAUGGCCAAGUGCGUGAAGGCAGUGACCGAAGGCGCACAGGCAGUGGAUGAGCCGUCUAUCUGCUGAAGUCCUAUCCGUAUAUAUCCACAGAUGGGCCAAUUGCUAGUAACGCACAACUUGGUGUGACAAGACACCUAGCCUCCUUUCACCUGUAGAAGGAAAUCCAAAGAAGUGUAUGACCGUGUACCUCCUUCUAGUCUCACCCAAACCUGAUGCCAGCAGUACAGAUGAAUCACAUGAAUUUUUCCCUCGUAUGUUUUAGCACACUCCUGACAGUGUUGUAAAAUGCUACUUCCACGUUGAGGAUUCAAAGAGCAGAUUUGUAGGAGAAAGGUUCAGAUGUAUUAAGAAAAAAAAAAACAGUGGAACUUACUGCAAGACGCUUUGCCAUUUUAUUGAGAGCACUUAAAUGCACAGACUCCUUCAACAUCAUUAAGCCUCUUUAAAUGUUUGGCUUUGCAAUGCUAUGUUGAUAGUGAAUGAAUGACAAUGACUUACUUUUGGUUACAGCUUAUUUAUGGCUCCAAAGAAGAGAGAACACAGUGAACUGGGUGUUUGCAAUUUCUUGAUUGGGUGGCUGCUUUGUAUUAAAGAGUUGUAUAUUGUAUGUAGAUGACUGUAUAUUUAAUGAACAAAUGAAGCGGACCGCUCUGGAAGUGCUAUUAUUUCAAUUACUUGUCCAGCCAUAUUUAGACAUUAAUAAACCAA
Messenger RNA from Megalops cyprinoides (Indo-Pacific tarpon), 3048 nucleotides. Its product is annotated as NADH-ubiquinone oxidoreductase 75 kDa subunit, mitochondrial-like. NCBI's taxonomy places the organism in Eukaryota, Metazoa, Chordata, Actinopteri, Elopiformes, Megalopidae. Gene Ontology annotation, biological process: ATP synthesis coupled electron transport. The transcript is spliced from 19 exons. Gene Ontology annotation, molecular function: NADH dehydrogenase (ubiquinone) activity; iron-sulfur cluster binding. The record is from RefSeq and is a predicted model, not a curated record. Bases 193 to 2406 code for a protein of 737 amino acids. Gene Ontology annotation, cellular component: membrane.